CCCAGCGCCUAGAAUCCUGCAGCCCCGGAGCAGUGGCCGCGCCUUGCUGGCCCCCGAGCAGGACCUUGUGGCCCGGCCGGUCAGCCCUGGGCCGCACCCGCCAUGUCCUACCCGCAGUUCGGAUACCCCUACUCCUCGGCUCCCCAGUUCCUGAUGACCACCAACUCCCUGAGCACGUGCUGCGAGUCGGGCGGCCGCACCUUGGCCGACUCCGGACCCGCCGCCUCGGCCCAGGCGCCGGUCUACUGCCCGGUCUACGAGAGCCGGCUGCUGGCCACGGCGCGCCACGAGCUCAACUCGGCCGCGGCGCUCGGCGUCUACGGGGCCCCCUACGGCAGCUCACAGGGCUACGGCAACUACGUGACCUACAGCUCCGACGCCUCUGCCUUCUACUCUCUGAACAGCUUUGACUCCAAGGAUGGGACAGGAUCUACCCACGGGGGCCUGGCCCCAUCCGCUGCGGCCUACUACCCAUACGAGCCGGCUCUGGGCCAGUACCCGUAUGACAGAGGGCCACAGCCCGCGCCCCCUGGCAGAGCCUGUCUCCAGGUACGGGACCAUGGACAGCGGCACGCGGCGGAAGAACGCCACGCGCGAGACCACGAGCACGCUCAAGGCCUGGCUGCAGGAGCACCGCAAGAACCCCUACCCCACCAAGGGCGAGAAGAUUAUGCUGGCCAUCAUCACCAAGAUGACCCUCACGCAGGUGUCCACCUGGUUCGCCAACGCGCGCCGGCGCCUCAAGAAGGAGAACAAGAUGACGUGGCCGCCACGGAACAAGUGUGCGGACGAGAAGCGAACCUAUCCCGAGGGCGAGGAAGAGGAAGGGGGCGAGGAGGAGGCGCGGGAGGAGCCCCUCAAGAGCGUCAAGAACGAAGAGCCUGCAGGCAAAGAGGAGAAGGAGCUAGAACUCAGCGACUUGGACGACUUCGACCCGCUGGAGACGGAGACCCGGGAGUGCGAGCUGAAGCCUCCCUUCCAGCCCCUAGACGGCGGCCUGGAGCGCGUCCCUGCCGCGGCUGACCGCAGGGGGAAGGAAGCUUCGGGCGUCCUCCGGAUGCCCCUGGCCGCGGGAGGCGGAGCCGCUUUAGACGAGGACCUGGAGAGGGCCCGGAGCUGCCUCCGGGGUCGGAGUACAGCAGGGCCAGAGCAGCAGCCGGGCUCAGAGGGCGGCCCACAGGCCUGUGAGGCCAAGCUGGGCUUUGUGCCGGCUGGGGCGACAGUGGGCCUUGAGGCCAAGCCGCGCAUCUGGUCACUGGCCCACACGGCCACCGCGGCCGCCGCCACCACUGCCCUGAGCCAGACUGAGUUUCCCUCCUGCAUGCUGAAGCGCCAAGGCCCUGCCGCUCCUGGCCCCGGGUCCUCCGCAACCGCCGCGUCCUCGCCUGCGGCCCCGCCCCCCUCCGGGGCUCUGGACAGGCACCAGGACUCUCCGGUAACCAGUCUUAGAAACUGGGUGGAUGGAGUUUUCCACGACCCCAUUCUCAGGCACAGCACUUUGAACCAGGCCUGGGCCACUGCCAAGGGCGCCCUCCUGGACCCGGGGCCUCUGGGACGCACGCUGGGGCCCGAUGCCAAUAUGCUGACGGCACCCCUGGCGCGCGCCUUUCCGCCAGCCGCGCCCCAGGACGUCCCGGCUGCAGGCCCUGCCCGGGAGCUGCUGGCCUUGCCCAAGGCUGGCGGCAAACCCUUCUGCACCUAACUCGGGGCGGAGUGGGCUGGGCGAGCUCAGAACAGAACUAGCGCUCAGGCUGCAGGCACAGACGGCGCAGACUGCUUUUUUUUUAAACCGAGUUUCCAAAGGAAGACAAGAGCGCAGCCAAGGUAAAGCCGCCACCCGACCGGAGAGGGAGGCUCUGAACUCGGGCUCC
Molecule: messenger RNA, 1871 nt
Organism: Otolemur garnettii (small-eared galago)
Lineage: Eukaryota; Metazoa; Chordata; Mammalia; Primates; Galagidae
Gene: IRX4
Product: iroquois homeobox 4
Exons: 5
Coding region: 419-1702 (427 amino acids)
Biological process (GO): regulation of transcription by RNA polymerase II; cell development; neuron differentiation
Cellular component (GO): nucleus
Molecular function (GO): DNA-binding transcription factor activity, RNA polymerase II-specific; RNA polymerase II cis-regulatory region sequence-specific DNA binding
Source: RefSeq, a predicted model, not a curated record